Limulus polyphemus (Atlantic horseshoe crab) is the source of this 4018-nucleotide messenger RNA. RefSeq names its product piezo-type mechanosensitive ion channel component 2-like. Gene Ontology annotation, cellular component: plasma membrane. Gene Ontology annotation, molecular function: mechanosensitive monoatomic ion channel activity; monoatomic cation channel activity. Gene Ontology annotation, biological process: detection of mechanical stimulus; cellular response to mechanical stimulus; regulation of membrane potential. Bases 20 to 3136 code for a protein of 1038 amino acids. The record is from RefSeq and is a predicted model, not a curated record. The transcript has 17 exons. NCBI's taxonomy places the organism in Eukaryota, Metazoa, Arthropoda, Merostomata, Xiphosura, Limulidae.
CCGAGCUGGAGACUAUUACAUGCUUGAAGAUGUUAAUGAUGAAGAUUUAGACUUAGAACUGUUAUCUUCUAAAACUGAUAAAGAUGAAGAUGAGGAUCCUGAAGUGAAGAUGAAAGGCCUGAAUGCUGUCAGUUUGUUAAGUCAGACCUUGAAGAAUAAUCAUGAACGAGAUGUGGAAGAAGUUAAAGAAAGUCCUAGCGAUGUUGAGGAUCAGCAGUCCAUCGGUAGGACCUCUGCUGUUUCAGGAUUUUCUCAGCCCCAACCAGUUUCCCAACUUGAUUUGCAUCUGUCAUCACCAGAAGCUAGGGAACAAGAAUUAACAAAGGAUGUUCGAAUCAGUACCACUGGUUUUAGAGGACAGGUACACUCAGACAGUGCUAGUGAGAUGGAGAAACCUGUACAAGAAAGUAUCUUAGAGAGAAUUGGUGGAUGGGUGGAGUUUGGAAUUGCCUUCCUACUGUCUGUGUUAAUUAGUGCCACUGCCAAACUCAACCACAUUUCUAAAGAUUAUCGUUACGUUGCCUACAAACUUUCUCUUAAAAAAAAGUCUCUGAAAAAAGAGCGUCACAAGAGACAACGAGCUGAAAGUUUAAAAAAACCAGAACUGAAAGAUCCAAAAGCGUUAGAAACAUCAAAAGAAACAGUUGCAAUUUGGAUUGACUUUUAUAUGAACAGUAAAGACCUUACUAAAAGCCAUGGACGCUUAACUGCAUCUGAUGCUGUAAAGAGAGAUUUUGAGAAGAGCCAGCCAACUAUUGUGCGUUUCCUGGUGGCAUGCUACUAUGCUAUCGUCUCUCAUUCUGAUGUGUUGUGUUAUUUGAUUAUUGUAAUAAAUCAACUGAAAUCUGCAAGUUUGUUGUCUCUGCCGUUGCCCUUCAUGGCCUUUCUUUGGGGAGCCCUAUCUGUUCCAAGGCCUACCAAGACCUUCUGGAUUACUAUCAUUACAUACACCGAGGUUGUGGUAGUUAUCAAAUACCUGUUCCAGUUUGACUUUUUCCCUUGGAAUGUGGAAACUCAUGUGAAUGCCCCUUUCUGGGCACCAAGAAUUUUGGGCAUUGAAAAGAAAGACGAUUAUGCAGUUUACGAUUUGGCCCUUCUUCUUGUAGUGUUCUUCCAUCGUUUCGUGUUAAAGAGCUUAGGACUGUGGAAAGAUGAAGAGAAAGCACAAACCUCUUCUAGAGAAGUCUUGGAUAAGAAACCUAAUAGUUUAUCUAAGGAAAUGCUGGCAGAGAGACCAGAGUCAGAUAUAGAUUGGUUUAUCGUUUCUGUAGAAGGCCAGAAAGUGAUGCAAGGAGAGGCAACAGAUGGGAAGACUGAUGAAACAGGUAGAAGUCAAGACAGUGAAGAUCUCUUAGGGUCAUUUAAUCAAUAUGGUGAUGUAGGUAAGUCAGAUGAACAGAAACCAGAAGAUAGAAAAAAACCUUCAAAUAUCUAUAGAGGGCCUUUCAGAAAGUUCUUCAUGAACCUGCUGAGUCCAGAGUAUCGGGUAACUGUGGAUGUGUAUGCGUUUAUGUUUCUCUGUGAAUUUGUCAACUUCUUAAUAGUUGUUUUUGGCUACUGGGCAUUUGGUGUAAGUACUAACAGUUUCACAGUUUAUGUACCUGUUUUUUCUGGGCAUGCUAACUUGACUUUAUAUCUAAUGAGCUUGUUGAGAGAAUUCACAAGUCCUACCAGACUCCCUCCAAAACUGUGGUACUUUAUCAAGUGUAUCUAUCUCUUGCUGUCAGCUUAUCAGAUCCGGUCUGGUUAUCCAACACGUAUUCUUGGAAUUCUCUUCUGCAAGGAAUACAACUACAUUAAUUACUUCCUCUUCAAAGGUUACAUGAUGAUUCCCUUUUUAUAUGAACUUCGCUCGCUGAUGGACUGGAUCUGGACAGACACCAGCUUGAAUGUGAGCAACUGGUUGAAGAUGGAAGAUAUUUUCACAAACAUUUAUCUCUUGAAGUGUAUUCGUCGAGUGGAAGCUGAAUACCCUACCCCACGAGGAGUUAAGCGUGCUGCCUUAAUUAAGUAUGGAGUAGGAGGUCUACUUUUGUUCCUUAUUAUCCUAAUUAUUUGGUUCCCUUUGUUGCUGUUUGCCCUAGGCAACACUGUGAGGUUGCCAAAUACUCCAUACGAUUGUACAGUCGAGAUUACUGUUGAAGGCUAUGAACCUAUUUUUAAAAUGAGUGCCCAGCGAAGUUCACUAAAGCCCUUUACACAAAAUGAUUGGGAUAAAAUGCUGUAUUACUAUCGAUCAGAUUCAUCUGCACAGUCUUUUCUUGCUAACUAUGAUGUCAGAGAUGUUACUUUGAUUGAACUAAAUGGAAAUUCUACUUCAGUGUGGGGCAUAAGCCCUCCUAGUCAGUUUGCUCUUAUCGCUGAAUUGUUGUCUAAUGAAACUGAGUUGAAUGUGAAGCUAGCUUGGUCAUUUUCCAGAGAAUCCAAGCCUUCAGAUAUAGAGAAGACUGUUCAUAAUGAACAUAUUAUUAAAUUGAAUAAUAUCGAACAUGGAGAGCUUCGAGAGAAGCUGGCUGAAAUGCUGAAUGGUAGGAGCAAUGUACAUGAAAUAAAACUUCCAUAUCUGUUUCCUAAGUACUUGAAAGUUCCUGGUCGAGGUCAGCCUUCCCCUAUCAAAGACUUAGUCAGUAGUAGUGAACACCACCCUGAUGCAGAUCAGCAGCUCUUCAGAAAUCUAUCCCUACGUCUGAGACAUGUCUCUUUUGGUAACAUCAGUGCUGAAUCACGGUGGUGGGAGGUGCAGGAAGAGUGUACCAGCACUGGCUAUCCCUACUCAUUUCUUUCAGCAAGAAACUGCCAGUACUUGCAGCUGAUUGCUUUCAAUGAAAAAAUUUUUCCCUCUGAACUCUCUGCUCUUUCAGGAUAUGGGAUUGUUGGAUUAUACACGACCUUUGUGUUGGUGGUAUCCAGAAUAGUUCGUGGUGCUGUGACAGGCACCAGCUUCAAGAUCAUUUACAGUGACAUGCCUUAUGUGGACCGUGUGCUCCAGCUCUGUCUCGACAUCUAUCUUGUUCGUGAGAGUGGCGAGUUUUCACUGGAGGAAGAUCUUUAUGCUAAACUACUCUUCUUGUACAGAUCUCCUGAAAAAUUAAUAUCAUGGACACGGUAUCCACAAGAUAACCCAGUUCCAAAUUAACGUCUCAACUCCACAGAAUAACAGAAGGUGAGUCAGUGAUGUUUCAUUUCGUCAACUUGGCCGUCACUUCAACUGCACCCCUUUCGUUUAAUGAACACAGCUAUUACUUGAACAAGAUUGUGUUCAACUCCACUGUCUCUGGAAAAGCAUAAUUUCAUUUGUUUAGAAAGAAGAACAUAACAUAGCUCUGUCUAGAGUAACUUAAGUGUAUAAUUAUAUUCUAUGGAGAAAGGGAAUGUUUAGUAGGAUAUCGGAAAACAUUUAAAAAAAAGUUUUUCAGUGUUUAAAAUGUAGAUGCAAGUAAAGAGAUCUGACAAUAGUUUCUUCAAAUUAUAUUCACAAUUUAGAUGAAUAAAUAUGCAAAUUCAGUUAGAUAUUUUAUAGAUUUUUGCUCUAUUGAUUUUAGUAGAGGAGUAAAACAAAAUAUUUGUAACAUAUCUUAUAUAUGUUGUUCAGAAAUCCAAUUUUUUAACUUUCGUACUUAUAUGCUUGAUGUAUCUAGUAUUUAUAUGCUUCACGAUUUCCAAUUGUUGACUUGUAGCUGAUCGAAUCAAACUUAAGUGAAGACAAACUUUACUUAUGUAUUUGUGUUUCUUAAUCAUUGUGGGUCACUCUUUUCUCAGAAGAUAGAAAGUAUAUAGAAAAUAGUUUUUAUCCUUAUGUAUACACAGCUGAAAGCUACUGACAUAAAUGUCAAGGUUUGUCCCGAUGCUUGCUCAUCUCUGCACCAUAUAGACCUACUUAGAGAACUUUAUAAAUAAAGUGUAAUUUUUGUGCUUUUCACUUGGUGCCUAUCUAUGGAAUUAAUCUAUAAAUUGGUUUAAAAAAACAAAAAACUUGUUGGAUUAAUUUUGUUGAUAAGAAUGUAUCAGUACUAUAAAC